UUUUCCAUCAUCUCAGAUCCAAAUGGUCACUCGAGCGGACGGUCGCAUGCCAAACCAGCUGCGCGAGCUCUCGAUUGAGCAUGCUGUGCUUUCGCGUGCAGAUGGCUCAUCGCGCUUCUCACAACGCGACACGAGCGCGCUGACUGCCGUGUAUGGCCCCGCCGAGGUCAAGUCGAGCAAGGAGCUCCUCGACAAGGCGACUGUGCAGACCGUGUUCCGGCCGAAGACUGGCCUCGCUGGCGUCGACGACCACGUCUGUGAGGCAAUCCUGCGACAGGCGCUCGAGCCAGUCAUCCAGCGCACAGCAAACCCGCGCACAAGCAUCACUGUCAUUGUCCAAGUCAUGCACGACGACGGCGCACUGCUGGCGUGUGCGCUGAACUCGGCGUCGAUGGCGCUGAUCGAUGCUGGCGUGCCGAUGAGCGCAGUGCUCGCCGCGGUAACGUGUGCUUGGCUGCCCGCUGCGGAUGGCAGUUCAGAGCGGCGGCUGCUCCUCGAUCCGACACUGGAAGAGCAAACGGCUGCCACGAGCAUCGCGACGUUUGCGUUCGAAAGCACCAACCAAGAAAUUGUAUUUUCAUCGACAGAGGGCCAACUCACUGUGGACGAGUACUUUUACACAAUUGAAAUGGCACAGAAGGCGGCAGCCAACGUACUAGCCUUUAUGCGAUUAUCGCUCGAGCGCAAGUUUUCAAAAUCAGUGUAGUACCAAUUGUUCAAAAAACAAUAAUAAUAUCUUAACAACAA
Messenger RNA from Capsaspora owczarzaki ATCC 30864, 747 nucleotides. RefSeq lists its product as hypothetical. Gene Ontology annotation, biological process: nuclear mRNA surveillance; U4 snRNA 3'-end processing; rRNA catabolic process. Gene Ontology annotation, cellular component: nuclear exosome (RNase complex); nucleolus; cytoplasmic exosome (RNase complex). The coding region runs from base 23 to 706 and encodes 227 amino acids. The transcript has 5 exons. Lineage: Eukaryota; Filasterea; Ministeriida; Capsasporidae. The record is from RefSeq and is a predicted model, not a curated record.